Molecule: messenger RNA, 2625 nt
Organism: Anopheles coluzzii
Lineage: Eukaryota; Metazoa; Arthropoda; Insecta; Diptera; Culicidae
Exons: 4
Coding region: 1-2625 (874 amino acids)
Biological process (GO): telomere maintenance; DNA repair
Molecular function (GO): DNA helicase activity
Source: RefSeq, a predicted model, not a curated record
AUGUCUCUUAUACAUCGUGCUGGUCGACUGAUGCAGCAAUACGCAGUUGAUCAGUGCUGCAAAAUAGAAGAACAGCGGCUUAAAUAUCAUCGCGACCAUCAAGCCCAGCUGCGUGCUGAUGCUUACUCUGGCAUUAUGGACUUCGCUGGACUAGCAGACCAGCAACUACAUGGCGAACCAAUUGGAAAUCACAGAAACCUUGGCCAGGCAGGAACGCGUAUUAUUCUCGCACCAUCUUUCCCCGGCGGCGACCGAUUCAUGCGGGCACAAUAUCAAGAUUCAAUGGCGAUUGUGCGAGCGAUCGGAAAGCCUGACCUGUUUAUAACGGUCACUUGCAAUCCCAAAUGGCCGGAAGUGACGGAGGCUCUUCUUCCAAGGCAGCAAGCCGCAGAUCGUCCUGACCUUACAGUGCGUGUUUUUCGUUUAAAAUUAAAAGCUAUUUUUGAAGAUCUGUCGGCAGGAGUGCUGGGACUCGAGAUUGCGCGAAUACACGUUAUUGAAUUCCAAAAGCGUGGCCUACCGCAUGCACACUGUUUGAUAAUCCUCGGUGACACGGACAAACCACGGUCGGCGGCGGAUUACGACCGUUUGGUUUUGGCUGAAAUUCCGGACCAAGCGAACGAGGAGUUAAACGAAACAGUGAGCAAGUGUAUGAUGCAUGGACCUUGCGGUAGAUCGAAUCCUCAAGCACCUUGCAUGAAGGAUGGCGUUUGUUCGAAGUGGUUCCCUAAGCAGUAUACCAAGGAAACGCGUCAGGCCGAGGACGGAUAUCCCGUGUAUCGUCGCCGCAACGAUGGACGCAAAGUCGUCGUUAAGGGAGUGGAAUUGGACAACCGGUAUGUGGUGCCAUACAAUCCAUGGCUUUGCCAUAAGUAUAACUGCCACAUUAAUGUGGAAAUAUGCGCAUCGGUGGCCAGUAUAAAAUACUUGCACAAGUAUUUGUUUAAGGGUUGCGACCAUGUAGCAUUUUCCACUGACACGCAGUCAUGCGAUGAAAUUCAACAGUAUCAGGAUGCACGAUACAUCUCAGCCUCUCAAGCUAUGUGGGUUAUAUUUGGUUUUGAGAUGCAGGCCAAAACGGUGACCGUCGUUCAAUUGCCCAUACAUCUGGAACACCAACAUCGUAUCACGUUCCAGCCAAACGAAAAUCUGGCAGCAAAUGAUCCUGGCGCACGGAAUCUAACGUACCAAGAAGUCCCAACUUACUAUCGGUUUGAUAAACCCACUCAUCGAUUGCCAUGGUACGACGGACCAGGAAUGCAAUGGGUCCCACGCAUUAGAGAGUUCUGUAUCGUGGUUGGUCGAAUGGUGUACUGCUCUAUGUCACAAAUGGAACGGUAUUGCCUACGAUUGUUGCUGUGCUACCGCAAAGGUCCAACUUCAUUCGAGGACCUGCGGACUGUCGACGGAACUGUGUUUGCGAGCUACCAAGAAGCAGCAACAAUGGCUGGACUAUUUCAAGACGAUCUCGAAUGGGAUCGGGCCAUGCAAGAAGCCGUCACAUUUCAAAUGCCUUCCCAGUUGCGCAAUUUGUUUGCAGUUAUCCUUUCUCAAGGAUUGGCACAGAAUCCUCGCCGCCUAUGGGACACAUACGUAGAUCAUCUGUGCGAAGACUUUCAUUGGCAGCAUCGUGACCGCUACACAUCGGAAGAAUCUGAUCAAAAUCGUAUACUGCGUGCACUGGAACAGUUUCAGGCUCUCCGUCUAAUCGAAAAAUACUUACGGGAAAGCACACCAUCAAAAACGCUCACCAGCAUCUCGGGUAUGCCACAGUUAGCCGAUUUUCACCAAUUUAUACCAAUAGAUCAACUACUGUCCGAUCAAACCAGUGUCAACAUGCACAUAGAUGCGGAGCGUUCGUACUCCAUCAACACGCUUGACGAAACACUAGCAUCGUUGCAUAUGCUAAAUGUCGAACAGCGUUUGGUAUACGAUGUCGUAGCAGCAGCGGUGGAUCGUCACGAAUCGGAAUUCGAAGGCUUACCCGAAGAACAUCGCAACCUGUUCUUCUUGGAUGGACCAGGUGGUACCGGAAAAUCAUUCCUUCUAGAGAAGAUUCUGGCUUAUACGCGCCGCCAGUCGAAGAUUGCUCUUGCUGCAGCCUCAAGUGGUAUCGCAGCGUUACUCUUGACGGGAGGUAAAACGGUGCACUCGACCUUUAAGUUACCUCUGGCACUUGACGAAAACAGUACGUGUAAUAUACCCGUACAAUCAUCCCUUGCGAACCUGAUGCGGCAAGCAGCACUCAUCGUCUGGGACGAAGCCUCGAUGAGCAGUCGCUACGCUCUUGAAGCUGUCGACCGUACUCUACAAGACAUCGUGGGUGUGCAUAGGCCGUUUGGCGGUAAGGUCUUGCUACUCUGUGGCGAUUUUCGACAGAUUCUUCCAAUCGUCCCGAAAGGUACAGAUGCACAGGUUAUCCAGCAGUGUUUAAAAAAGAGUGCAUUGUGGGAGCAAUUUAAGGGAGAUGACGUACUAUUACCACGCAUUUUAUGUGACAGCAACGAUGCGAAUAUUCCGUUCCAAAUUCGCCGGAAACAAUUUCCAAUUCAGGUAUGCUUUGCGAUGACAAUUAACAAGGCGCAAGGCCAGUCCUUGCAACAUCUUGGACUGUACACCGAUUGA